Mobula hypostoma (lesser devil ray) is the source of this 3051-nucleotide messenger RNA. RefSeq names its product potassium voltage-gated channel subfamily S member 2-like. Bases 397 to 1824 code for a protein of 475 amino acids. Gene Ontology annotation, cellular component: membrane; voltage-gated potassium channel complex. The record is from RefSeq and is a predicted model, not a curated record. Gene Ontology annotation, molecular function: voltage-gated potassium channel activity. The transcript has 4 exons. Gene Ontology annotation, biological process: protein homooligomerization; potassium ion transmembrane transport; regulation of delayed rectifier potassium channel activity. Lineage: Eukaryota; Metazoa; Chordata; Chondrichthyes; Myliobatiformes; Myliobatidae.
CGGGGGAUGGAUGAGGUGCGGCUGUCGGGCAUCUGCAGACAAAUCGUCGCCGACCACAGGGAAAAGACCGCUGCCCUCCGCUAAACCCCAACACCUCUGCUCCGUGCCGGUUAAUGAAAAGGAAACAAACAAGCUGUUUAACAUGGAAGAAACUAUUCUCUUGAGCUCCUGUAGUCUUCCUUCCGACAACAAUGGAUGAACCACUUGUGUGUGUUGUGCCGUCAAGGAUGCAUUUGAUGACCAUCUGUAGAUGACUGCAGUGGUGAUCUUGUGUUGCCUGUCACUGCCCUGAUCAAGGAAAAACCAUUAACACCUGUUACAGCUGCACACUGGGCAAGAACUGUAACACAAUUUUUCUUCAAGACUUACUGCCCUCUCACACCCCUCCCUCCACCCAUGGCCGCUCCACUUGGGAAUGCCCUCGUGGCUGAGUAUGAUGGGGAGAUCAGCAUCAAUGUUGGGGGUUUGAAGAAGAAACUAAGCUACCGAACCUUAGCAAGGUUCCCGGAGACCAGGCUGGGCCGACUUCUUCGCUGCUGCUCCACAGAAUCUGUCCUCGAGUUGUGCGAUGACUACGACGAGGAGGAGAAGGAAUUUUACUUUGACAGAAACCCUGCCCUCUUCCCUCUGGUGCUGAACUUCUACCAUACGGGCAGACUCAGGACCACGGGCAAAGCAUGCAUCUUCAUGCAGGAAAUUGAGUACUGGGGCAUUGAGGAGUUCUUUAUCGAUCCACCCUGCUGCAGCCCCGAUCACCAGGGCCACAGCAUUGCAACUGAUCUGGACGAAGGCGAGGAAACGGCCAGUGAUCGAGGCAGCACCACCUCAUCCCUCGACGAGGUCCUAACCUUCUUCAAGGAUGCAUCAAAGUAUGACAGCCAGGUCUUUGGGAACUGCCGGCGGCGGCUGUGGUUAAUGCUGGAAAACCCCGGUUACAACAUCAUUAGCAGGAUUUACAGUGUGCUGUCAAUAAUGAUGGUUUUGGGAUCCAUAGCCACCAUGUGUCUGAACAGCAUGGCUGAGUUCCAGCUGGUGGAUCAACAGGGAAACAACAGAGACGAUCCCCGAUUUGAGAUUGUUGAGCAUUUCUGCAUAGGCUGGUUUACCCUUGAGCUUCUGGCCAGGAUGUUUGCUUCACCAAGCCUGCUGCAAUUCUUCAGGCUCCCACUGAACGUCAUUGACCUGAUGUCCAUCUUACCCUUUUACCUGACGCUGCUGGUGAACCUAGCCGUCGACAGCAGCCCCGCCCUGCCUAAUCUCGGCCGGAUGCUGCAGGUCCUCAGGCUGAUGAGGAUCUUCCGCAUCCUGAAGCUUGCCCGCCAUUCCACGGGCCUGAGGUCACUGGGGGCCACCUUGAAACACAGCUACAGGGAGGUGGGGCUUCUCCUCCUCUACCUGUCGGUCGGGGUGUCUGUUUUCUCCGUGGUGGCCUACACCAUCGAGAAGGAGGAGGACUCCGGGCUGACCACCAUCCCCUCCUGCUGGUGGUGGGCCACUGUCAGUAUGACCACAGUGGGAUACGGAGAUGUGGUCCCCAUCAGCAUCGGGGGUAAAUUAACAGCCUCCGCCUGCAUUCUGGCUGGGAUCCUGGUGGUGGUGCUCCCGAUCACACUCAUCUUCAAUAAGUUCUCCCACUUCUACCGGCGUCAAAAGAACUUGGAAAAUGCCAUGAGGAGCUGUGAGUUUGAUGAGGGUCUGGCUGAAUUACCCCUGCUUAACCUGCGCGACUAUUAUGCAGACAGGAUGAAGUCACUGAUGGUUAGCCUGAACAACAUGAGCAGAGGGUCCUCCACUGAGCACAGUAUGAACAAUUCAGUGCACUGAAUCCACCCUGAAUGUAGUCAUCAUGAUAUAGCACGUAAUCACAACCCAAACCAUUAGAUAUUGUGGAUCUAAAGCAUGUGGAAACAACUAUCCACCAACCAGUGUUUCAAACCCAGUUAAUGUAUACAGUGACGAGCCAUUACCUUGUUCACCACACAUGAACCUCCAAUUAUAUUGCAGUUUUAACAUUGUAAGACGUUUCCAAGAUAAUUCUGAUGCAAACUAAGUCUGAGCAGUACAAGAAUGGAAGAGGAAUCAUUUUUAGAAACACUUUAACAGAGAGAGAGAGAGAGAGAGAAAUGGUGAGUUUGGGAAGAGAAUUCCAGAGCCUCGGGAUCAGACUGCUCAAGCUUUGCUGCCAGUGGCAAUCACAACAAAUUCAAGGAUGAGCCUCAGAGAAUAAGAGGAAGUUACGUCCCAAUGAGACAAUAGAUGCUUUGAACACAGAGGAGAGAAUUUUAAAUACUGGCCUUUUUUUUAAGACUACCAUCCAAUGGUUCAACCUUGUUCUUAAACUGACACUAAUUUGCACAGGAACUAUUAAUUACUAGUCUAUUUAUUUUUACUGGAGAUCAAACCACUUUAGGCUGGAGAAACCAUUACCCAGAGACUAAUAGAAUGUAUAAUUAGGACCAUACUAAAAUAUAAUUCAUUGUAAAAUAUAAUAAAACAUUUUAUGUGUACCAAAGUGGUAAUAAUUAGAAUCGUCCCGUCUAUAAAUUCCAUAGUUACAAUUGUGCAAGUUCCAAGUUUCUACGUGGCUUAUCCAUGUUAAAAGUUUGGCAAAGACCCUCCCUAAAGUGGAAGAAACCCAAGUAUAAGUCACGCAGAUUUUCUUACCACUGAAGCCACAACACUGAAAGGGGACCUCAUUUGAUUGGUAUAUGAUACUCUGAGAAACAGAAGAAUAAAUUUAAUGUGCAGAGAGAAGGGCAAAGCUGUACACAUUACAGAGGUUACAGCAUGGAAGGAGAACAUCCAACUCAUUUAAUUCAUGCCAGCUUGAUGCAAGAGUAAUCUAAUCGAUCCCACUUCACUACACUCCUCCUCAUUACCCCUGCAAAUCCUUUUCAUACAAUUCCCCUUUUAACACCACAAUUGAAUCUGCCUGCACAUUACUGCUUUGGGGAGAGGGUGGAGGAGGUACACCAGGAUGUUGAUUGGCGUAAACAACAGGAAUUCUGCAGAUGCUGGAAAUUCAAGCAACACACAUCAAAGUUGCUGGUG